Messenger RNA from Hydra vulgaris (swiftwater hydra), 1837 nucleotides. Its product is annotated as 4-galactosyl-N-acetylglucosaminide 3-alpha-L-fucosyltransferase FUT6. Lineage: Eukaryota; Metazoa; Cnidaria; Hydrozoa; Anthoathecata; Hydridae. Gene Ontology annotation, molecular function: fucosyltransferase activity. The record is from RefSeq and is a predicted model, not a curated record. Gene Ontology annotation, cellular component: membrane.
AUAUAGGUAAACAGAUAUCUAACAAUUAGAUAUAUGCAUAUAAAAGAGUUUAUUAUGUAAAGAAAAAAAAAAUUAAAAAUGUGGUAGAAUAGAAAAUGUGAUAGAACUAAAAUAAAAUGAUGAAGCUGUUUCAUCGUGGAAUUGUAAUUUUACUGUUAGUGGUGGUUUUUGUGGUUUUAUACUUUGCUGUUUAUCCUUACUAUUUUGUCAACAAAUCCUUUGGAGAAAAAUCUUCUCAGAACAACAAUGGGGUAUCUUUUACUACUGAAAAACCAGAAGUAAUUGAUAUUCACAAGUUAAAUGAAGAAUGGGAAAAUUUUCUUUCCCUAAAGUCUCAACUUGAUAAAAAAAAAGACAUUGACGUAGUAAGAAAAAAUCGUUUGAAUAAAAGUAGAGUUCAAAAACAGGGAAAAACAACAAAUGCGCCCCAUGUAAAAUUUAUCAGAAAAAAUACAUCAACAUCCAAACUGGUUGAAGCUACAGAAAGCUUGAUUACUGAUAGUGUGAUUAAGGCUCCUGCUGUAGGAAAAGACAAUGAAAACCAACCUGUAAAAGAAGUCUCAACCAUUGUUAAUCAUGUGAGACAAGAAUCUCUAAGCAAAUCCUCAUUUGAAAAUGAGAAACUAAAUUCUAAAUCUUCAAAGAAAUGGUUAAUUCUUAUUUAUACUCACCUUCAUAAAUUUGAAGAAUGGCCUAACCUUCCAAAGAGUAAAACAAAAGGUUAUUUCAAGAACAUUUUAUGUAAAGCAAGAAAUUGUCGUGUGACCUAUGAUAAAAGUUUGUUUAAAAGUUCUGAUGCUGUUAUUUUUCAUGAAAGGAAUAUGCCUGGACCUGAUAUGUUAGAUACAUUGAACAGUUGGAGAACUGUUCAACAGAGGUGGAUAUUUUUUACGUCAGAGACUCCAAAGAAUUCUGACACUAAUAUUGUCCCAUAUAAUGGGUUGUUUAAUUGGACAAUGACCUACAAAAAGGAUAGUGAUAUUUACCUACCUUAUUUACAAUAUCGAGUAUUAGAUGAAAAUGAUUCACGGCCUCCUGCUAAUUAUGACUAUUCAAAAUUAAAAACCAUGUCAACUGCUUGGUUGGUAGGUAAUUGUAAAUUUUUUUUCCGAAUGGAAUACGUCCGUUUAUUGCAAGAGUACACUGAUAUUCAUGUUGGUGGUGGUUGCAGAGAUAAAUUUAAAAAUUGGAUCAAUUGUACACGAUGGUGUCCUAUUGAAAAUUUAAAAACUUAUAAGUUUUAUUUAUCAUUUGAAAAUGGCAUCUGCACUGACUAUAUAUCGGAAAAGUAUUGGAAAUAUUUAGAACUUGGUUUAGUUCCUGUAGUUUUAGGAGGAUCAGACUAUAAUGAUCCGAGAUUAGUUAUUCCAGGAUCUUUUAUUGAUGCAUCAAAGUUUUCAUCUGCGAAAGAAUUAGGGUUAUACUUAAAUUACCUUGAUAAAAACGAUACUGCAUAUAACGAAUAUUUUAGUUGGAAACAAAAAUACAAAAUAUGGCAUCCUCCUGAGGGAGAUUGGCCAUUUGAAAGUUACUUUUUAUGUAAAUUAUGUGAAAUGCUAAACGCAGAUUUACCUAAAAAAACAUAUUGGAGUUUAUCAGAAUUCUGGAAUGAAUAUACUGAUUGUGAAGUGCCAGAAGAAAACUUAAAAAAAAGUAUGUUUCCUGAAAAUUUUGAUUGGGAAUAUCCAAACAAGCGAGAAGAUGAAAAGGAACUUAUAAAGAAAUCGAUCAUUCGUAAAAACUUCGAUGAAGAAUGAGUAUCUGUAUUUAUAAUUGUAUUUAUUAUUUUUAUUUCUUUAUUAGUGAAUUAAAGUAGACAAAGUUAGGUGUUUGCAGA